GAGAUACAAAACUCGUCCUGAUGGACAACAGCAGGCUAAUGUGUUACUUUCCAAGCGCAUGUAUCCCACAGAUUUCAACAAAACAAAAAAGUCUGUUUCAGAAAAGAUGGCAACAUCCUGUGUCUGUUGGGGGGCAGAAGAAAGGGGAGAGAAAGGAGCAACAGAAAAGGAUUCAGGGUUAAGAUUCCACUAUGUGGCUGCUGGAGAAAGGGGUAAACCACUCAUGUUGCUGCUUCAUGGCUUUCCAGAAUUCUGGUAUUCUUGGCGCCAUCAAUUGAGGGAAUUUAAAAGUGAAUAUCGAGUGGUGGCCCUGGAUUUGAGAGGCUAUGGAGAAACAGAUGCUCCUUCUCAGAAAGAAAAUUACAAGUUAGAUUGCCUGAUAACAGACAUAAAGGAUAUUUUGGAAUCUCUAGGAUACAACAAGUGUGUGUUGGUUGGCCAUGACUGGGGAGGAAUGAUCGCUUGGUUAGUGGCUAUAUGUUACCCUGAAAUGGUGACUAAACUGAUUGUGGUUAAUUUCCCUCAUCCUUCUGUGUUUACAGAAUACAUUCUACGACAUCCAUCACAAUUGAUUAAAUCUGGUUACUACUUCUUUUUCCAAAUGCCAUGGUUUCCUGAAUUCAUGUUUACACUAAAUGAUUUCAAGGUUCUGAAAAGUUUAUUUACCAGCCAGGCCACUGGAAUUGCAAGGAAAGGCUGCAGAUUAACAGCAGAGGAUAUUGAAGCUUAUCUCUAUGUCUUUUCACAACCUGGAGCAUUAACUGGACCCAUUAACCAUUACAGAAAUAUUUUCAGCUGCCUGCCUCUGCAGCACCAUGAAGUCAUCAUGCCAACCCUGCUCCUAUGGGGAGAAAGAGAUGCAUUUAUGGAAGUUGAGAUGGCAGAAAUUACACGGAUUUAUGUUAAAAAUCAUUUCAGAUUAACUAUUUUGUCCGAAGCCAGUCACUGGCUCCAGCAGGAUCAACCUGACAUAGUGAACAAGUUAAUAUGGACAUUUCUAAAGGAAGAGACAACAAGAAAAAGAGAAUGAUUGUUUGUACAUGUCUUAAGGGGUCUACAUAAAAACUCUGCAGAUUUAAAAACUAAUUGUUAUCAGGGCCGUAUUUCCAGCCUGCCUUCUAUUUUGAGCUCUGUUAAAGUGUUUUCAAUGUACUGUAUAUUUGGACACUGAUGUUACUGAUAAAAGAAGAAAUGAGUAUGAGAAUAUGUGAUCCAACAUUGGUUUUACCUGUAUACUUGUAUUUUGCACAUAAAAACACCUGCCUUAAGAUAUAUACGUAUUUGUACAGAAAGAAAAUCACGGAAAGUUGCUUGGUUUUGUUUUCUCCCUUGCUUUACAGUUUUAAUGUGUGGUGCCUUUUACAAAUUUAUAAUGAAACAAUAGAGCGGUGCCAUACUGAAGGAAUUCCUGAGUUUUCAUUCUAGAUUUGCCUGAAUUUUUUUAAUGUAUUUUACCAUUAAACAGUAACUAGCUCUUUUUAUUAAUAUCUAUUUUAGUGCACUGAAUGAUUGAAAAACUUCUGGGCACAUUUCUAGUCUUCAUGUGGGUAAUGAUACGUAUCUUGUUGUACUGUUGAAUGCAGUUGCUUUGUGCAAUGUGUAUUUCUUUCUUGACUAAAAAAUGGGAAACCUGUACGCUCAAGAUGUCUGAAUAAGAAGAAUGGAAAAUUAAGAUAUAACAUGUAUGUAAUCCACCUCUGUCUAAUAAAAUGCAACUUACACU
Nestor notabilis (Kea) is the source of this 1723-nucleotide messenger RNA. RefSeq names its product epoxide hydrolase 4-like. The transcript is spliced from 7 exons. The annotation marks the transcript as partial. Lineage: Eukaryota; Metazoa; Chordata; Aves; Psittaciformes; Psittacidae. Gene Ontology annotation, molecular function: hydrolase activity. The record is from RefSeq and is a predicted model, not a curated record.